Molecule: messenger RNA, 1752 nt
Organism: Plasmodium fragile
Lineage: Eukaryota; Apicomplexa; Aconoidasida; Haemosporida; Plasmodiidae
Exons: 1
Coding region: 1-1752 (583 amino acids)
Biological process (GO): autophagosome assembly; autophagy of mitochondrion; nucleophagy
Cellular component (GO): Atg12-Atg5-Atg16 complex; cytoplasm; phagophore assembly site membrane
Source: RefSeq, a predicted model, not a curated record
AUGCAGAAGGACAACGGAGUAGUCCCCCUUUUGGAAAGGCCAAAUGUAAACGAAAUUAAUAAAAACAUCGAAGCUAGCGGAUUGGUAUUAUGUCUCAUUCUGAGUGAAAAAGACUCCCCAUCACUUGCCUCUCCAUCCAAUUACCUUCUGCAUGUCCAUAGGUACAUGUACCUAUCCAACAUAGUUCCUAAAUGUAUUGAGUAUUUUGGCUCGUUUGUUAUUCCCUUUUAUGGUAACAAAUUUGGGAUGUACUUUGAAUGCAUUCAAGGGAGGAGAAAAAGAAGAGGCACCUCUUUAUCUGUUCACCCAAAUGGGACACAACACGAUGAAACUUCUCCCAUAACGUGUCCCAUUAUUAAUGGGAGUUCAUCUGAAAUUUCCCCCUCCUGUGGAAAAGACCCCAAUUUGAAAACCUUCACAGAGGGAACCGAGAUUGACAAACCACCCCAGGAGAGGAUCAUACUCGAUUGGAGACUCCCCAUAGGGGUACUGUUCGAUAUAUACUGCGAUGUGGAAGGGGAUGAUUGGAGUGUGCCAAGGUUAGAAGAGGAGGAAACAAAUUGGAAGAAAUGCUCCAGUGGAGAAUUAUUUCCUGACCAUGUUAGCGUUUUAGAGGUUACUUCAAAUGGAAUAAAUGAUUUACUUGGUCAAAAUGAGAAGGAGGAGAUAGAGGGGGAAAAAUCCUCAAGCAAAGUUCCGUUGAAUGAUGCAAUAAAGGGUUCCCUCACUGGGGGGAAAUCAUGUGGAGGGGAUGAAGACAAGACCGAUGGGGAAGGAAACAAAACAAACGAAGAAGAGCCCCGCGUUAAACACUAUCACAUGCGAAUGAACAAACAAAUAAAUAAUGAUUGGUACGAUCAGCAAUUUUUAAGCAUAGCGGAUAGGAACGUCCCAUGGAGGUUGGUUGUCCACUUCAAAGAUGAAGAAGACUACAAUGCGCAUUUCGGAAGAGGAGGAGGAACGAAAGUGAAUUACGACGGAAAUAUCAACCUGUUGCCCUACAACAGCUGCAUACCUCUGUACAGGGGAUUUCACGACUUUGAGGAAUGCUUGAUCAGUCAGCUUAAAAAGGCCAACUACGUGUUUAACAAAAAUAACAGGGUACUUCAAAUGUUGCCGCAGCAAGUGGAAAACGAGUUACUUCAAAAUUUGAAACGAUUUGACAUCGAAAGUAUUUGUGCCUUGUAUAGGGAGCACAUUGAUUAUAAUAUGGUCCGUUUCGUGGAUUACUUUAACGCCAAGUGUGCGCAGGUACAGCAAAAGGGGCACAGUGUCGCCAGCAGCGGGGAGAACAAUUCCGUGUGUACCCUUAUGAAGAACGAAUAUGUGGUUAAAGAAGUGCCCAUAAUUAUACACAUUUAUGGACCCCCAUAUAAUCAUGUGUUGACCAAAUGCCCUCUGUUCAAAAUUGUGCCGUCAGAAUGGACCGAAAAUACAGUUGACAGUUUUGUUGCCUACACGUUAGGAGACUUUCUGCACGAGGAGUUCCCUUCCUUCUUUAGGAAAAUAAAAGAACGCUCAACAGCGGCAGGAUCGGUAUCAGCAAAUGUAGCAGCAGUGCCAAGUGCGCCCCCCGAUGGGGAAAACAUUUUUUAUUUUGUCGAAGACGAUUACUUAAUUUUCAGUCCCUACAUGUUCGUAAUAAUCAACGGGAUUCAAAUUCCGCUGAAAACACCCCUCUACUGGCUCGUUGCCAACUUUUCCCAAUUUGAUAAUUUUCUGCACGUUAUUCUCCGUAUACCCCCCUACUGA